CAGAACCUGGAGAGACAAGUGGGCGUGUUGGAUGGAAUGGACAAACAACUCGAGAAAUUUGAACAGUACUAUACGGUGAAGCUGGAUGAGCUACAGCAAGAGAGUAACCAAGAUCCCGGUGCAUCGUCUCAGACAUCACUACCUUUACUGGACUCAUCCAAAUCGCUGCAAAAGAAUAAGAAGAAGAAAGAGAUCAAGAAGAAGCUGCGUAAGUGGGGUGCCGAUGGUCAAGUUGAUGAAUCUGGAGAUGCUGAGGAUCUGGACUAUUCCCAGCAGGAUGCGGAGUCGAAUUCACGCACCACGGUCACUGAAAUCAACUCUGAGUCAUUUGGUGAUAGGGAUGCGACUGGAAGGUUUGUUGUUAAGGAUUUGAAUGAGGAGAUUGAUGAACUACUGGCAAAGUCGAAGGAAAGUGCCCAGGUUAAAGAACCGUUUGCAUUCUUGAAAAAAAUCACAGGUGGUAAGACCAUUACUGCAGAGGAUAUCAAAUCUACAACUGAGGAAUUACAAAAGCAUCUUGUGAAGAAGAACGUUGCUCCAGAGAUUGCUCAACAAUUAACCUCAAACGUUGAAAAAGCGCUUGUUGGUUCCAAGACUAAGAACUGGACCACUGUUACUUCAACUGCAAAGGCUGCCUUGACGAAAGAACUUACAAAGAUCUUGACACCUGGAACCUCUAUAAACUUGCUGGAAGAUAUCAAGAAGAAUCCGAAGCCAUAUGUUAUCUCUGUUGUUGGUGUUAACGGUGUUGGUAAAUCUACAAAUUUAUCCAAGCUAGCAUUUUGGCUCUUACAAAACGACUUCAAAGUGUUAAUCACAGCUUGUGACACCUUUAGAUCAGGUGCAGUGGAACAACUUAGGGUCCACGUUAACAACUUGAAAACCGCAAGUGAUAAGAAAGACCGUGUUGAACUUUUUGAAGGUGGAUAUGGAGGCUCUGAUCUCGUGGCAAAGAUCGCCAAGAAUGCCAUUGACUAUGCGAAGAAGCACCAAUUCGACAUUGUGUUGAUGGACACUGCUGGAAGAAGACAUAACGAUGCACAAUUAAUGGCACCAUUGGCAUCAUUUGCCAAAGCUGCAAAUCCUAAUAAGAUCAUCAUGGUUGGUGAGGCUCUCGUUGGUACGGAUUCUGUUCAACAGGCAAAGAACUUCAACUCUGCGUUCGGUGCAGGCCGGAACCUGGACUUCUUCAUCAUCUCGAAAUGUGACACCGUUGGUGAUCUAAUCGGCACGAUGGUCAACAUGGUUGCAGCAACAGGUAUCCCGAUCCUGUUCGUUGGUGUGGGUCAAACCUACACGGAUCUGCGUACACUGAGUGUUGAGUGGGCAGUUAAUACUUUAAUGAGU
Messenger RNA from Williopsis jadinii, 1347 nucleotides. RefSeq names its product Signal recognition particle receptor subunit alpha (gene SRP101). Gene Ontology annotation, cellular component: endoplasmic reticulum membrane; signal recognition particle receptor complex. Gene Ontology annotation, biological process: SRP-dependent cotranslational protein targeting to membrane. The record is from RefSeq and is a predicted model, not a curated record. NCBI's taxonomy places the organism in Eukaryota, Fungi, Ascomycota, Saccharomycetes, Phaffomycetales, Wickerhamomycetaceae. Gene Ontology annotation, molecular function: GTPase activity; GTP binding; signal recognition particle binding.